AUGCAGGCGCAGCCUUACUUCACGCCACUGCUCACAGGAACUGAGAAAAGUCGGUAUGUGAGGAAACCAGACACAGACGAGUGGUAUAAAGAAGAUGAAGAAGGAAAUGAGGUAGUGGAAAAUGGAGAAACAGAGAUGGACUCUGAUUCUGAUUUGAAGGAUCAUUGUAGCUCAGGAGAUGAAACCAACCAGAAUCAUAAAGAUGAUCAUCCUCCAUCCAAGGAGAAAAAAUCUAAAUCCAAGCCAUUAGACCGCCGAUCCCUUCUCUUCAGAAUGACUCUAGUCAACUCCUAUGGCAGUGCAGAGUUAGCAAGGUUAAAAGAUGAUGGGGCACCACUCAGGUUCAACAAUCGUACAUACAUAGCACUAGAUUGGAAGGACAAGGCAAAAAAUAAGUUCUACAUUGAAACAGAAGCAGAAGAUUCUGAGCCUCAUGAAAGUAUGAACCUACGAAGUGUGUCAAGAAAGCAACAAGUAGAUCUUAGUGAGUGUCUUAAUCUCUUCCUUACAGAAGAAACACUAGAGAAGGAAGAUUCAUGGUAUUGUCCAGCUUGUAAAAAGCACCAGCAGGCUACCAAGAAGUUUGAUCUCUGGAAAUUACCCAAAGUGCUUAUCAUUCAUCUCAAGCGAUUCUCUUAUAAUCGAUUCUUGAGAGACAAGCUCGAUACAUUAGUUACUUUCCCUACAGAGAAUCUUGACAUGUCCCGUAGUGUAAUAUGUCCGAAUGGUGGGCCAUAUCAGUAUGAUCUGGUAGCUGUGAGUAAUCAUUAUGGAGGAAUGGGAGGAGGACACUACACUGCAUAUGCUCAAAAUGCAUGUACACAAAACUGGAACUACUUUGAUGAUAGCUCAGUGUCUGAUGCUAACAAGGAACAAGUUGUUUCAAAAGCUGCCUAUGUGCUGUUCUACCUUCGUAAAGAUAGAGUGGAGGAAUACAACCAGUCAUUAUCACAGUUUAUAGCCAGCAGAGGAGAGGAGACAACUCAAAAUGGAGAUGCAGAGGAAGAGGAACAGCAUAUCGCCACGGAAACCUGCGACCGAAAACUACGGAGUCACACGGGAGCUAGAAGUAAACGACACAGUAAUGGACUUUCAGACAGUGAAGAGGAGAUGGAAACAAAUUGAUGUAGACUGAAACAUAGACUAUAUCUUUAGUGGGACAGACCAUGUACGAUUUGUCAUGAAUGCAUUGCUGUUUGCCUGUUCUAUUUCUAUUGGAUACCUGCAACGAAUGGAAAGACUAUUCAUGUACUACUGACCCAACACCGUCCAUUUGCAUGCAUGUAGGAUAGAUUGAAUAGGAAGGCUUAUCUGGGUCUAGCCUCUCUUUCUCAGUUGUGAAGUCAAUCUGACCUUGCAGAGUAAAGGUGGAUAUUGGCUCUUAACACCCAUUCGCUCAAAUAGUUCUUGUUAUUGAAUUCUGAUGAGUGAGCUAAUAAUGACCAACCAGUAGCAUUAUCUGACUGUCAAGCACUAUUUCAUAAAAUAUCAAGUCUGGAUCAAUUUCAUCUAUUUAAUUUUAUUCUCAAUAUUCAUUGACUUGAAACUGCUGACACAUAUUGCAAUAGAUAGAGGAUAUUGUCUUUUCCAAAUCUUCUCUUUUUCAUAUCUAGUGUUAGAAAAUGAAGGAUAUAUGAACCAUAACGCGGCUGGGCUCUUUUGGUAGGUUAUACAGCCGAGGGUGACUCCCCCCUCCAGAUCUUAGUUGCUAACUUUGCAGUCAUGACAAAAAUCAGCAAAUGUUUCGCUCAUGGCAUAAUCUGUGAUAUUGCAUAGUUAAUUUUUGGAAAAAUUCUGUGAUAUCAUUGAUUAGGCUAAUUUAUGCAUAAAAUCACAAUUCUGCUCUAACUCAAAAUAUCUUCAGUAACAUAUCAAUUAUAAGUGACUUGAAAUUAAUUAAUUUUAAUCAUUAGAAGAAGUAAUGAAUUUAUAAAUGCAUUGGAUUUGGUCUGCCGUACUCUACUAAAUGUUGUGUAACUUUGGAACAACGUUUUGGUCUCAAAAUUUGAGCAAUAUUGAAGAAAAGAAGUUAGGAAAUGUUGAAGCAACAUAUUAACUUAUUGGGCAAGCCGUUUAGCCCUCCCCUGAGUUAGGGUUCUGCAAUCUUUUUUUUCUAAUCUUAUUUGAUAUGCCCUCAGCUAUGGGGGUGGGGGGCUAUAGGUGGUAUCAUUACCAUUAUAUUGAUGUUGGAAAUGACACUUAUUUACAACAUCUUCUGGCUUAAUGGAAGUAAAUGAACCCUUGAUAUUCUAGUUUCCUGUUGUCGUGCUAUCUACUGCAGAUUGUAUUCUUUGGACAAAGCUCUUUCUAUUACCAUAGUAAAAAAACCAAACCAGUUUUCAUGAAAGAACUGCACAAUUGUGAUCAGGAGGUGAAUGGUAUUCCCAUUGAUGAGAUUUUUCUUGGGUCUCUUUUAUUCUUUUUAAUUAAACUUUCAUUCAUAGCAUAUUAUUGUGUUAUUUUCUUACCGGUGUUGUUGACUCUACUCCUGUAGCUAAUAUCCCACAGAACUGGUUAGUAAGAUAGGUGGAUUAUUGAAAGGCAGACACUCCUAGUGAAGAAAGAUGAUAAACUGAGAAAGUUAAAAUGAGAUAUAAUGAUAUUCUGCUUUCAUCUCGGUGCUUUACAAACAAUAAAUAUGAGGGAGGUAGGAGUAUAAGAUAAUGAGACUGCAGCCACAUAUAUGAGGAAGAGAUGCCAAAAUAGGGUUGAAAGUGCAGCAGGGCUAAUAAAACUCUUUAUAAGUAUCUGUUUAAUACAUUGCAACUAUAUGAAGUGGUUAAAAUGACAUUACAACAAAAUGAUACAAAAAGUACUUUUUUCUUCCAAAUUCCAGUUGCCGACAAGGAAUCCCCACUAUUUGAUAUUUUCGAAGAUGAAAAAUACACAAUUUCUAUAUCAAAUAUGCUUUCAGCCAAUGAGAUCGAAGGAUUUCAGUAGCUUUAGACUGUUACUGCAAAUGUGUCAUAACAAGUUUGUGAAAUGGGACCCCAGAUAUAAUUUUAGCACAAUCUUUACACAAGUUGUCUUUUUAAGUAUUCAUUCUCCAUUAAUAUUUCACUUUGUAUGAUCACAUAUAUGGUUUUGUAAGGAUGUCAAAGAGGUCUAAAGCAGUGAGUAAUAAGCAUUGCAUGUUUUUUUUAAUCACAUCCUAAGUAAAUUUUGUUUCAUGCAUGAAGUCUGUUGCAAUUCAAUUUGUUUUUCACUUUUGUGGUGUUUGCACAAAUGUGUGAUUUUAAGACAGGCCAAGCAACAUAUUGCCGAGAUUGAAUUUUAUUAGUCUGCUUAAAAUAUUGUUUUUGUACUAAGACUCAAAGGUUUUUUUUAUAGUGCCUCUCCUCAUGUUUGAUAUUUUAAAUGUUUUUACACCGUCUUUUCUUAUUCAAAGUAUCUUUCCAGUCCCUGUGCAUAUCUUUAUCCAAUCAUAAAACAAACUCUAAGAUGAAAUUCAUUACAUAUAUUUAUAUUUAUUCUUCAUAUUUAUUCUCCUCAUAAAGAUAUAAAUUUAAGAUUAAUAGGAAAUAAAACUAUAGAUACUUGACCAGUAAUAUAGCGAGAAUCAUGAUUGCAGAGGUUGUAAGUUUUUUAAAGUUUCAUGUAUAUUGUCCUACAUUAAUCAAAUAUAAAUUCAUCAUCAAUUCUAUUUAUUUUGAUUUUCAUUCCUCAAUUAGUUUUAGUGAAGUACCAGUCUACCAGAUAUUUUUUUGUAAACAUGCUAGCAACACCAUCAAAACUAUAAAAUCAUUUUCAUUAUAGAUUAUGAUUUUAUGUUUAAAAUUGUUUUAUGAUUUUGUAUUGCAGUUGAGUUAAAUCAUUUAUUAUAAGUGCAGGGUACUCUCUUUACACUAUGCAAUCAUGCAUUGUCCAACUAUGAACACUGUAUGUCACAGAUUAAUGCUAUGAUGUAAUUUAAGAUGUAAUAGAAAUAAAUCAUCCCAAUUAACGUGUGCUAAUGGGAAAAGGAAUUAGAUUAAAAAAAUUAGAAAAAUGAUAAGUAUAAUUAUAGUUAAUCUAUAUAAGCAUUCACAUCUUUGCCGAUUUUUAUAAUCAUGCUAAUGUUAGUUCACAUUAUUUGAUGAUGGAAGAUGGUACUGCCUGGUAGGACAUUGAUAAAACCACUCUAAAGAUGAAACACUUAUCAAAGAUAUCUAGAGGAAUGGCUCAUUGAAUGUUCAAGUGAAUUCUGGGUAGAAAUAGAACGAUUGUAGUUUUGAAAAUUUAUACAAAUUUGCAUGACUUAAGUGUUUUGCAAGCUUCUUUUUAUUAUUUUGCUCUUUUCAACAAAAGAUCAUAAAUUCUUGUUUCCAUCAGUAGUGUAGUUACCUUUAAUCACAACUUUGCUAAAUUUUCAAAAUGUUCAAUGUAUUGAGAUGAGACUUUGAAUCCUAGACUCAAAGUUGCAUGAAUGUCUGAGUCAUGAAGAUUGAUAUUCAUUUGCUCUGAAUUCAAACAUCUAAAUAAAUCAUAGAUGAUAUUUAAAACGUACAAUGAGAUAUAUUCAGCAAUAUUAUCAAUGAGGUACAAUUAUUGAACACUAGGCAGGAUAAUGAGUUUGAGCCAAAGUUUGGAUAAGUGUGUGAGGCCUGUGAUGGGAAAAAAAUCAAAGACUUCCGGCUGUGAUACGUUGGGGAACAUAUUUUGAUGAAAUUUUGAAUUCUGUUUUAUCAUUUCUUCAGCUAUUUUUUGUUGGUACAUAACUGAUAUUAAGAAUGAUUCAUAACUUAUAUUUAUUCUGAUUUUUGCCAACAUUUCACUUAGUAGAUGAUUAUUUUAGGAUUGCAUUUGAUGCUUAGUUGAUGAAAAUAUCAAUUCAUGACAUAUUAAAAUAUGUAUUCAUGUAUUUUCAAUUUUCAAGUUUUACCACAUUAAGAAAAAGAAAAAAAUUCAAACUCUUUCAGAGAAAUUGUGCAUUUGGAUACCUUAAUAGCAUCAACUCUAACCUUUUUCUUUCUCUUUUUAUUGUUCUAAAGCAUCAGAGUGCUGUAUGCCAUGUCCUAUCACUGUAAAGUAUAAUGCAUAUGUGAUAUCAUUGGCAAUGUUUAUAAUGUGUCAUCAGUUAAGUGCAAUUAUUACCUCAAAGAUAUGAUUGUAUAACCUGGGAAACUGGCUUUUCCCACUUGUGUAAAUUGAUUUAAAUUGAUAUUAGAACUUUUUAUUUUUCUUUGAUUUAAUAGGUCUAAUGAAUCGGAUAAAGUUCAAGCAUACUGCUAUUUAUUGUUCAGAGAUUAAUGUCAGAUAUCCAUUUACAUCAUGAGAGACAAAAGGUGUCUAAGAAGUAACACACAUUCUUCUCAUCUACAGUAUCCAUUGCGUAUGAUUGGGAUUAGUCAAAUUUGAUCUGUUGGCAUUUAGCAGGAGAUUCUAUUUAAAGGCCUUAGAUCGACAUUUAGUCUACUUGCAUGAAGUACAGCAAAUUGAUAUUCAUAAUUCAAAAGUUCUUCUAUCUUCAAUGUGAUAUAUCGCAUCAAUUCCCCCUUUCCAUUCAUGAUAAAUUAACAAUAUUGUCCCAAAACACAUACUGCAUGAACAAGGAAAUAUUUUGAUUAACUGUUCCUUUAAACCUAUCAGAACUUGAAUCCAAUGAGUUAUAUAUAGUAACAUCAUUGAUAUUUGCCAAUUGGUUUUGUUUUCUCUCAGUAUAGUUGCCAAGCAUGCAUACAUCUCAACAGCAGUCUAGCAUAAUAUUGGAUAUAGCUAUAAGAAUUAAUUCAUGUUAUGUUGUGGAAUAUUCCUUUUCCCAAAGUAGCAAUAUUAAAAUUUGAAAAUGAUAAAACAUGUCAGUGGGUGGAAGACUAUGAUUUUUCACUCACUGAGUCAUGAGGUAUAUGUAUGUAUUCUUUUAUGAUAAUACAUGAGUUCAUCUGUGUUGGUUUCAAGACAUUAUAUAAAACAGCUGAUUAAGCUACAGAAAGCUUUUCUUAGUUUAUCUUUUGUUGAUUUUCUUGAAACAUUCUUCUGCAGGAAGUACCUGUCAUUUUUCUUAUUCUGACAAAACUCAAAAAAAUUAAACAAAGUAUAAAUUUUGUCAUGUAUAUUUUGUCUUGGUGACUUUGUGUGGUUUAAAUUCCCAAACAUGCAUUUUUGAAUAAAACCAGACAUUAAAAAUUCCUAAAAACUAUUGAGAAAAUGAUACCCAAAUGGAUUAUUUGUACAAUUAAAAUCCAGAAGGAUGUUUAGUUCAUAAAAAUUUGACAACUAGAAAAUUGCUUUCUGGACCAGCAUUAUUAACAAGUGAAGAUUGCUACAGAAUGAUACCAUCAAAGUUUGAAUUGCAAGGCCAUUAUCAUUAUUACGAUUUACAUACAAAUUUAGUGAAGCAAAAUCUUGCAAUAUCAUUAUCUUGCUAUUGUAUUUCGCAAUUUUGGAUAACAUGGGAAAUUUGCAAGAGCUUAAUUACCACAAUGGGGAAAUUGUAAUAUCUUGAUUACUAUAAAUAGCCUUUAUAGUUUUGUAAGAACAGGCUUAUAAUUGUGAAACCCCUGAGAUGUUGAGUAUGUGUAUGGUAUUUCCUGCCCAACGUAGUAUAUCAAAUGAAAAGUGAUAUUAGAUAGCACAAAGCCAAAGCAUUUAGUUGUAUAUUUAGGACAAGAAUAAUGGUUAUACAAAAUGAUAUUUGAGUUUUGCAUAUAGUUUCUUUUUUUUAAUCUGUUUAGUGAGGGCUUAUAUAAUUGUAGAGCAAUGGAUUACAGAAAUACUGCAAUAUUACUUUUUAUCUUUUUUUUUUUUUGUUAGAAGAUGGUGCUUUUGAAUUUGUUGUAUUGCAUUCAUUACAAAACAAUCCUGAAAAAAAAAAAUCAAAUCAGCAAGUUAUAUUACUCUUUGAAUUCCACAUAGCUCUGCUUUUUGUAUAUAGGGACACCUACUGCAUGCAUAAAACAGAUUAACAAUGAAUACCAUUAAUAUACACUUGUCAAAAUCAGGACUGUAUUUUAAUACUAAAUA
This is a messenger RNA of Lytechinus pictus (painted urchin), 6942 nucleotides long. Its product is annotated as ubiquitin carboxyl-terminal hydrolase 4-like. The record is from RefSeq and is a predicted model, not a curated record. Gene Ontology annotation, molecular function: cysteine-type deubiquitinase activity. Gene Ontology annotation, biological process: protein deubiquitination. The coding region runs from base 1 to 1125 and encodes 374 amino acids. NCBI's taxonomy places the organism in Eukaryota, Metazoa, Echinodermata, Echinoidea, Temnopleuroida, Toxopneustidae. The transcript is spliced from 9 exons.